AUGAGUUCCCACUUGAAUCCGGAGCAGAAUUCUGGGUUUUUGGACCAUUACAUGGACAUCCCUGUUGACCUCUCAUGUGUCCUAUUUGUGUGCACAGCCAACAAUGUUGACACCAUCCCUGCACCUCUGUUGGGCCGUAUGGAAGUCCUUGAAGUUUCCGGAUACGUGUCUGAGGAAAAACCCAUCAUUGCUUCGUGUUAUUUGGGAGCACAGGAAAAGGAUGCCUCUGGUCUAGGAGGAGCAGACUUGGAAUUGGAGGCAGUGGAUGAUGGUGACAACAACGGGGGACAAGAGCAUCACCGGCUCCACCCCAGAUGUCAUGUCGUCAACAGCGCCCUGGCAAUCAAAUGA
Laccaria bicolor S238N-H82 is the source of this 351-nucleotide messenger RNA. RefSeq lists its product as uncharacterized. Gene Ontology annotation, cellular component: mitochondrial matrix. Gene Ontology annotation, biological process: chaperone-mediated protein complex assembly; mitochondrion organization; protein catabolic process. The coding region runs from base 1 to 351 and encodes 116 amino acids. Gene Ontology annotation, molecular function: ATP-dependent peptidase activity; single-stranded DNA binding; ATP binding. The record is from RefSeq and is a predicted model, not a curated record. The transcript has 3 exons. NCBI's taxonomy places the organism in Eukaryota, Fungi, Basidiomycota, Agaricomycetes, Agaricales, Hydnangiaceae.